Penicillium expansum is the source of this 1137-nucleotide messenger RNA. RefSeq names its product GIY-YIG nuclease family protein. The coding region runs from base 1 to 1137 and encodes 378 amino acids. The record is from RefSeq and is a predicted model, not a curated record. The transcript has a single exon. NCBI's taxonomy places the organism in Eukaryota, Fungi, Ascomycota, Eurotiomycetes, Eurotiales, Aspergillaceae.
AUGGAGACCCCGGCCAACGUGUUCAUUUAUCUCUCAAGUUUACUGGAGAUAGCAUAUGGAUCUAUGCUCGGAUGUGCCCAGCUCAAAGAUGGCACGGAGCCCUGCAGCAAUAAAAUCGCAGGAGCCAACCUCAAGCCUGUGAAAGAAUAUUUUGAGCAAUUAUUUGCCAUCCUCGAUGAGCCUGACCGCAAGUUCCACGACAAAGAUGGUGUAUUUGAUGAGAUCCUCGCGGAAUUGAUCGACAGAUGCCUUUGCCUGCGUCGGCACCGUCAAAAUUCCGACGACGCAAAGAGCCAAUGGUUAAAGGAGCUGUACAACGAUGAAAAGAGACACCAACUACGUUACAAGCUGCAAACCCAUAUUUACGGGGGCGUGGAGGAAGUGUCGAUUAUUUCUACUCCACCGCCAGCAACAGAGUUCGAGCCCUAUAAGACCAGCACAUCACCUAUCAACAAAUACGACGUGCAACUAAAAGUGACUUGCCAAUUGCUGGAGACCCUCACAAACAGGGACAAAAAAAGCGGAUACAUCUAUCUCCUCUGUCACCCUCGAGAACCAAAAAUGUUCAAAGUCGGAUACACCACAGACCCCGAGACGCGUUUUGACAGCCACAAACGGUGCUAUGAAGAGUUCAGCGUGUUGAGGAAACAGAACAUACGCUAUGCCUAUCGCAUUGAGCAACUUAUCAUCGCCGAAUUCUCCCUGGAGCAUUACAGGCUCAAAGAAAAGUGCAAACGAUGCGAUGAGAGUCAUAAGGAAUGGCUGCAAGUCAGCAAAGACAAGUUGCUAAGGAGUUUCAACAAAUGGGUUAAAUUCGCCGAAGCCGACAAGGCACCUUACGAUAAGGAUGGUCGCUUCAAGUCCAGGACCGUCGCGUUACCUCCUCCUGCAAUGGAUUUCAAGUCUCCGACCCCGACUCCAAAAAAGGGUACACCGCGACGGUCAAAUGUGGCUCCAUCGCAGGAAUUAUCGCCUUCUAAGCCUGACCAUUCUAAGUCUGAUAUAAGGAUUCUCCAAGAGGAACUUUCCGACGUGGGCUCCGACGAGAGCGCGUCCCUUCCUCGCUAUAGCGAAGCAGACCACUCAAGUCCCAUCUUGUCCCUCGCCGAUCGUCUUGCUGCAGCUUGCGUGAAGUAG